This is a messenger RNA of Durusdinium trenchii, 4160 nucleotides long. NCBI's taxonomy places the organism in Eukaryota, Dinophyceae, Suessiales, Symbiodiniaceae. The record is from the annotation of a GenBank genome assembly.
GCUCAAGCCUUUUCACACGCGAUUCCUCGCUACUAUAUAGUGCAUUUAUUUCGCGGACUCUCAAAGCGACUUUGGUGGCUUGAAGUCGAUAAUGAAGCAACAUAUGCUCCUGACGCUUUGCUUUACAGGAGCCUUGGGUGCAAAAGUUCACUCAGUGCAGCAAUCAAUGGAGGCGGAGAAGGCCUCUGAUGAAGCAUCCACUGGGAUGUGCAGCAAUUGGGUCACGGUCGGCUCGACCAUCGCCCUUCACAAUUCCAUGCACAAUCGCUUUGUGCGGAUGACCAACGGAGGAGUGGUGGAUAGCAACGUUGCACCAUUGGAUGGCAACGGUAAACCCUACCUGCCAGCGAGCUGGACUUGGGAACGGUUCGAAGUGGUGGAUGCUGGCAAUUGUCAAAUUGGGCUCUACAACAACCUCCAUCAACGCUAUUUGAAGCUCACCUCCAAUGAUAUCGUGGCAAGCCCUUAUGCUCCAAUUCCAAUGCCUCCAGACUAUGUGGAGGAACGCAUGGAGCUGGUUCAUCUUUGGGAUAGCUACAUCAGCCUCAAGCGUUAUGGGAGGAUGCAAAUGGAACCCAAUGGCAACAUGAAAGCCAUGUACAUCGAGAAUCCGGGAGAUUAUGAGCGCUUUUGGGUCUUCGAGGUUGAAAGUCCUCUGGCGCGGCUGGCUGGGAAGGUCUAUAUUGCUCUCCACAAUCAAGCGAACAACCGCUACUUGAAGAUGACAGAUGCAGCAGGGAUGGAGGGCAGUGGCCAGUCUUCCAACUUGGCAUCUUCAUGGACACAGGAGAGAUUUUGGGUGGUCGAUGCAGGCAACGACGAGGUUGCUUUGCACAGCUAUGACAUGAACCGCUUCAUUCGGAUGAACAAUGGCUUCAUGGAUGCCAGCGGUCACAAGAACUGGUGGGAAUUACCACCCGCCUCCAGCUGGACGUGGGAGAGGUUUCGCGUGAUCAAUGGUGGCACCAGCAGCACUGGGCAUGGCUUAAUUGGUCUUCACAAUUGGGCUCACAACAGCUUUGUGCAGAUCAAUGAUGGUGGGGAAGCGAAGACUGUGGGUAAGAACUAUUGGGAUCUUCGUCAUUGCCCCCAAUGCACCUGGAUCAAGUUCGUGGUCAUUCAAGUUUGCCACCCUGCCAGUGUCAAUUGGAUUGGGAAGACCGUGGCCAUCCACAACACUUUUUGGAAUCGUUUUCUUCGCAUGACUGACAACCAGUUCGUGGUGGAUGGCAGCGGGGUCAGCAACGCGAACGAGUUACCAACCUCUUGGAGCUGGGAGAGGUUUACCAUCGUGGAUGCUGGAUGGGGCCAGGUCGCCUUUCAUAGCCCUGUGCACUCGCGCUUCUUGCAAGAUGUGGAGAAUGAGUUGAAGUCCACGAAUCAGGCUCCAGAUUUUGAGAUCCCAGCCGAUGACCGCGGCAAGAAGCGCUUUCUUCUGCUGAUGGACAGCAACCAGUUCGUGCUCUACAGUCCUGCUUGGCAGCGCUACAUCUCCUUGGAUCAGCAAACCACCAGCUGUCAUUGCUGCAUUGGCGACUACCAAAGGUUCACUCUUGUGGACGCCUGGCACCCUCUUCGGGGGAUGGUUGGACAGACUGUGGCUCUCUACAAUGAAGAAUGGGGACGCUUCGUGAAAAGCGAUGGUUCACUCAAUGUCAAGGCAAGCGCGCCCAUGAGCAUCCAAGAUCUGACGGCCGCGGACACGGGGGCGCUGUUCUACGUGACGUGGGAGGCCAGUGAAAAAGUCAGCUUCUGGAACUACCAGGACAGGAAAUUCCUCUUCUUGGAGCAUGACCGACUGCAGCUCACUCCGCAGGCUUACCAGGACAAGAACAAUGCCAACCCGCCCAGCAACGCCAAGCUUUCGGUUUCAGAUUCCGGAUAUCAUGGGCAGAUUGCUCUCAGGUGCUGCUACACGAACUGGAUCGUGCAGAUGAAAGACAAUGGUCAGGGGAGUGUUGAGAUGUUCAGGGCAACUGUAGCUCCGGAGAAUGCUGGAUCUUGGGUACGCUUCAUUGUGGUGCCCAUGAAUGUUGACAUACCUCCAGCCACCUUCAUCUCACACCCAGGCAAGAUCUGCAAAGAUACGCCAGAACCUGAGAAAUACACUCCCUAUACCUUCGAUCCGUGUGACGCUGGGAAUUGCAAUGGUUUCACGAACCAAAACAUUGCCAGCUGUUCCAUGAAGUGCGAUGAGAGUGAUAUCCCCCCUGGCUGUGGGCAAAGGAUGACAUGUUCAGCUGCAGUCUUGCACCCAGAUGGGAGAUGCCACCUCUAUUCGACUUGUCCAGUGGAUGAGCUGAUCGACAGAGCUGGAGUCACCACGCUCAUCCCAGAUCCAGGUGCAUCGCUCCUGGCCUUCAGCAACACAACGGUCGCCAGUCAGAAUGCCACCGUGACAACGAGCAAGGACUUCGGGCCCUAUGGAGAAGUCGCCGUGGCGCUGCCCAUUGUGUUGAUCAAUUUGUCCAACUUCAGUGGGUUGAUCCAACCAACGGGGGCUGGCCAUGUGGACAUCGAGCACACGUUUGGCGAUGUUGAUGAGGACCUGGAGCUUCUCUACGACAAGGUCGCAGGCUUCUACGGAGCUUUGCACGAGGUGCUGGGGCCAGACGGACCCAUCUAUUGCCCGUGGAACUCAUACGAACAUAUUGAGCAAUGUCUGAUGUUGGCAUCGUGCCUGAUUCAGAGCCAUGUGCCGCAGCACUUUUCGAUGUCUUUCUAUUCUUCCAUUGCAGAACAGAUAGAGAGGUUCGACAUUGCCUGGCAAAGACUGGUGGAUGCCCUGGGGGUGGAAACCCACAACGCGGAGCGUAACUUCACGAUUCCAGGCAUGGGCCUCCCUGCGAAAUACCAAUGUGGCGUGCACUCUGUGGAAGAGUCUCUGAUCUACCCCGAGACGACUGGCACAGUGCUGGCGCAACUGAACCAAGAUUGGUCUUUGGCCUCUGACACCACGCUUGCCAUGUCUCGAGCCCUUGAACAUGCCAGCCGAUCCACGCAGCAGAUCUUGGAUUCGCACAGUCUGAACAUGUCCAUUGAUACAACGCUCCGCAACUUGGAAGAGGUGUGGCGGCCGAUGUGCCGAAAGCUGAAGUGCGACGCGUCCAACUUCGCGGACAUCUUCCUGAACUCGCAUGACAUCACCACGGCCCUGCUGCAAACCGGUGCCGCGGAGCACAUGCGAGCGCACAUUCGCAGCCGAGUUCAACUGGAGCGCCGGCUCCAACUCUUCGAAGGGGAGCAUGCUGCCAGGUUCUAUCGGAACGAGUAUCCAGAUGCCUCCUUGCAGAAGGCCAAGCAGUACGGUAAGAAGGGGAGAAAGGCGGUGCACCAACUCGUGUUGGCCUUUGCGGCGGCGAACGAGGCUAGGGCCAUGCGAUUGGUUGACCAAGAGGAGUUGGCCAAAUUCAUGGAUGAGGAAGAAACGGCCUCUCCUCUUGACCAUGGAAGCAUCUCGAACCAAUCCUUGGUGAGUUUGACAAGUUUGACAGCCGGCAUGAAGACCCGCGGCUUUCUCGACUUUCUUCGGAGGGCCUUCGAAUGCUUUGGCGACUUCAGCACCUUUGUGGCCGAAGGCUAUUCCCGACAGAUUCCCUGCGGAGUUUGUGCGGCCCCGGCGUACGUGUGCGCCGUGACCUUUUCGCCUUUAGCAAUCAAUUUGGGUCUGGUGGGAGGUGCUGACCAAAGCUUGUUGGACUUGCUUGAAGGACACGACCCAGUGGGAUACUUCCGUGCAUAUGUGAGUUUCACGCUGGGUGCAGGGGCUGGGAACAUCUGGGCCGGGAUCAGUGCUUCCGCGACUUGGUCGAUGGGUUGCGAGACAAGGCAAGUCUACCUUUCGAUUGGUGUGGGGGUGGUCUUCGCAGUCAUCAUUCCAGGGCAGUACAGCGCAUGCCCCCUACCAAAUGCAGUCACAAGGAGCAUUUGCGUUCCUUGUGGUGCCAGUUUUGGAUUUUAUUAUUCCAUUUUCUGUUGCAAGAUCAACCUAGCUACUGGCGAAAGCAACUGCCGCUAGUGGCAGCAGACACUGCCCACCUGAGGCUUUGUUUCUGUGUUUGCGCGGAAAACCUUUGAGUACUUGGACCAUGCAGUUUUACUUUUGCAAUUGAUACUGAUACAUUCUUUGCACGAACUCAACAUCAUUCCCUAUCCUUUGC